CAAAAUAUGUGUGGCGUUUUUAAGACGUGGUAAUAAUCACGUAUAAAGUUACACUUUUAGAUUAUUUUUUGUUCUCAAUUCGCUAGCAGGUGACGUUUUUUUGGUAAGCUAGCUAGUCCAAUGCUAGCUACGGUGUGUUAGCCGGUUAUGCUAAAUCGAGUUCCAAAAGCUUUUUUUCUCUCUCUCCCUUUUCCCUCUCCUCCGCAAAAGCGCGGAUUCAACCUCAAACCCUGGCGCGCGCACCGCACAAGCGCACUACCGCAGGGCCCGAACGGGCGGGCACGUGCGCCCUACGUAGUGCACUAGACGACAAAUGAGAGCGUAUUUUGGGACCGAGCCUGCUAACUAGCCUUGCACAACUUGCUCGGCUAACUUCUCAUGAAUGACUCGCUUUUGGUUAGAGUACUUAAACGCCUUAUUGAUUUUUUUUUAAACCUUCAAUGAAACGAAAUUGUUUGUUUUGUAAUCUGUGGCACUGAAUGAAUUAAAAGUUUGUCCGUUUGUAGUUUUUUUUCCCUCCCCCGUUGUAUGUGAAUGCGGUUGCUAGUUUAGCAGGUGGUGAGCUGUUAGCUAGCAACACGUUUGUUUUUGUUCAGUCACGCCGGAGGGUUGGGGUGUUUAUAUGAGGUUUAUCUGAUUAAAUGUGUGUUUAAUUAUAAAGUGAACGGUGCUUGUCUUGCGUGAGAGAGAGAGAGGUCGCGAGCUCUGGAAAACCCGGCGCGCGCGCGCGCGCGCACACACACACGUGAGGAGAAUCUUUUUUUUUCUUCACCUUUUCUAGUCAGGGAUAAAAGGUGCCCAUAUUCUGCCGCAGAGGAGAGCACCACGAUGAGGAGUCAGUAGGCACCCUCCAUAGUAUGGCCGCGUCCCGUUCUUCGCGUGUCACAAGAUCAUCAGUGGGGUUAAAUGGAUUGGACGAGAACUUUUGUGGCCGAACCCUCAGGAACCGCAGCAUCGCACAGCCGGAAGAGACCUCGCCUCCUCCUACACCCAGAACUCGCUUGCCCUCGAAGAAGCAGGACUGCCAGCAGGCUGGGACUCAGUCGGGGAAGGUAGCGGAAGGAGAGUCCUUGCCGACCCACAGGAAACGGGGCCUGUCCGUCUCGGAGAAGGACGAGGCGGAGAAGUCAGACGCCGCCGAAAGAGUUCGGGCCGGGGGAGGACAAGAAGCCUCCCCUUCCCUGAAGAGGGCUAAGCGGUGCUCUCGCUCAGGGGAAUCCCAAGGAACCGAGGAGGAACCUUCUCUCAAACCUGAGAGCCCUGGUCCGGCUGCGGCCAAGGGCAACGAUGAAGAUUCGAAAUCGGACUUUGCUUCAAACUCGCCCUCAGAUUCGGGCUUGGCGCUGUCUGUCAGCCUCGAUAAAGAUUGUGAGGAGGAAAAGGACGAGGACAAGAAGGAGCGUGGUCCUUCUCUGCCGGGCAGCGAGUCCCACAAGGCGACCAACGGCCUGGCCGAGGUCCAUAAGGAUGACUUAGAAACUGCAGCCUUGCCUGCAGAGCCCUGUGCCUGCCCCACCACGCUUACGAACAGUCCCUCGCUGCCCAAUGGCAGCCAAGUGGCAGCUUCAACCCUGGACCCCAUUGUGCCUUGUACAUCCCCGAUUCUUAAACAGGUGGACGAGUCCAAUGGCCCACAGGCUGACAGAGAGAGGAACUGCUCAGCUGAGGAGGCCUCUGAAGCUGUUCUGUCUCUGGAACCGGAGGUAGAGGUCGAGGUAGACGUGGUCGGGGACACUAGCCAGGUCCAGGAGGAACAUGCAGCUGAGGAGAGCACUAACGGUGGCCUGCUUGUGGAUCUGCAGGACCCUUCAGACGAUUGCUCAAACAUCUCAGGGGAAACGGCAGGGCUGACCUCCCAGCUUCCCUCAGAGCCGCCUUCCUUCACCGAGCCUCAAGAGCAUAGGUACACCUUGAGGACUUCCCCUCGCCGCACUUCCUGUGUUAGUGGGCCAAGAUGCAGCUCCCCGAAGCUUGGUUCCCCCCACGCGGAUAACGGAUUAUUGAAGGAGGAGGUUGCGGUGGUUCCUCUGGACUUGGACGACUCAGCCUGCCAUAAAGAAACUCCGGCGGACGGGCCGAGUCUCGUUAGCGAGGCCCACGGCGAACUCUCCGAACACAUAGGGGCCAAAGUCAAUGAAGACGCUGGCUUGUUGGAUAGAGUGUCCAGAUCCACCAAAGAACCAUCAGUCGGGCAGAACGAGGAGGAAGAGGCAGAGGAAGACGAUCCUGAUGUCUACUAUUUCGAGUCCGAUCACUUGGCUCUUAAACACAACAAAGACUAUCAGAGACUGCUCCAGACCAUCAGCGUGUUGGAGGCCCAGAGAACCCAGGCCAUCCUGGAUCUGGAGGCACUGGCUCGCCACCAGAAGCAGGCCAUGGCUAACCCUGUUGCCUUCGUGGACCAGCUUCAGAAACAGGUGGAGUUGGGCUUGCCCUGCCCUCAGAGAGUGGUCCAGCUCCCCGAAAUCGCAUGGGACCAAUACACCUCAGGCCGCAGUGAAUUCGAAAGGGACUUUUGUGACAAGAAGCGCAAGACCAGGCGGUUGAAGUUAAUCUUCGAUAAAGUGGGCUUACCGGCAAGACCAAAAAGUCCGACCGAUUCCAAGAAGGAGAGCGACGGCUCCACUCUGUACUCGUCUCUGCCUUCCAGCGAUGCCCCAGAACACGGCAUGCUUGGAAACAGGACCCAGAUGAUCAGAGGGAGGCCGUACCACCAGAACAAACCAGACACAUUUAACCAGCUGUGGACGGUAGAGGAGCAGAAAAAGCUGGAGCAGCUGCUGCUCAAGUUCCCACCCGAGGAGGUGGAGUCUAAACGAUGGCAGAAGAUCGCGGACGAGCUGGGGAACAGGACGGCCAAACAGGUCGCCAGCCGAGUGCAGAAGUAUUUCAUUAAACUGACAAAGGCGGGAAUUCCAGUUCCGGGACGAACUCCAAACCUGUGCAUGUACAACAAAAAGACCUCAAAUAAGAGGCAGCAUCACCUGAACAAGCACCUGUACCGACCGUCCACCUUCCUCACAUCCUACGAGCCACCCGUCUACAUGGAGGACGAAGACGAGCGCUCCAGCUUCAUCAGCAGUCUGCAGGACGGCACGGCCCACGAUUCGGAUGAAGAGGACCUACCGGUGGAGCUGAGGCACCUGCCCGAGUACAAAGAGCUGCAGGAGCUGAAAAGACUCAGGAAGCAGAAGAUCCACGAGCUCCAUAGCGAGAGCACCCUCACACAGCACAUAGGCUACAAGUGUGAUAUGUGUGGCGUAGAGCCGAUCCAGGGCGUACGGUGGCACUGCCAGGACUGUCCUCAGGACAACGCCGUCGACUUCUGUGCCAACUGCGCCGACUGCGCGUUUAAGACGGACACACACACGCCGAGUCACCGCCUGGAGCCGGUCCAGCAUGCAGAGAGCUUCCUGGACAGAGACUACUGCCUGCCUGCCAGCACCGCCUACAACUACCUGGACCCCAACUACUUCCCGGCUAACAGAUGACAGGAGCGAGGCAGGGCCGCUCGAACCCGGGGUCAGCAGUUCACCGGAAACAGUUUGGCUUACAGCAGGAGGACCCUGAGCUGACCCCACCACUCUGCUCUGCUCGAGCUCACACCUCGCCAUCUUCAACGCGAAAGGGAGGGAGCGACGUCCCCGAAUCGUCUCCACUCCCCGACCGUCACCCAGCUGCUGUCAGGCCUUCGUGUGUGUGUGUGUGUGUGUGUGUGUGUGUGUGUGAGAGGGUGGAGAUGAAAAGGGACUCAGUGCUGACUUUUCCAUUCACGCCAGGUUUUUAACCAGGAGGAUUUGCUAACAAAUCAGACGUUCUUAAUUUACAGACCCUGAACACACACUUUUACUAGAAGCUGCUUGUUUUUGUUUUUUUUUUGUUCUCCUUUCUCUCUCACAACCUUACAUCAUGAUCAUGUGUUUUUCUUUUUUUAAUGUUUAAAGCUCCAGCCCAUGAAGCACUACAGCACGGACGAGACCAGCUGAGAGACGCACUUGGUAGGUGUUAAUAGCGUAUGGAGUGUCGUGUUCUCUCUCUCUCUCUCUCUCUCUCUCUCUUUCUCUCUCACAUAUCCCGUCCUCCUCACUUCUUCUCGGUGUGUACUGUCGUCGAUCAUGUGGCGUAAUAAAAACGUACGGUGAAUCUAGCCAGUGGUAGGUGCUGUGCCAUUUUUGUUUAUUUAUUUUCUUUCUUUUCUUUUUUCUUUUCUUUUUUUUUAGUGUCUGGAUGAUUCCAUGUCUCACGUUUCAUGGGGGGGGGGAUAAAAAAAAAAAUCUGCCCGGUCAUCACACUUGGUUGUCGUGUUUUUUUUUUUCUCCUUUUCUUUUUCUCUCUCUCUCUCUCACCUCAUGGUCCAUGAUGAUAAAAGUGUAUUUUUAUUAAUCUAUUUAAGAAAAAAAAAGAA
Molecule: messenger RNA, 4405 nt
Organism: Hemibagrus wyckioides
Lineage: Eukaryota; Metazoa; Chordata; Actinopteri; Siluriformes; Bagridae
Gene: zzz3
Product: zinc finger, ZZ-type containing 3
Exons: 12
Coding region: 858-3491 (877 amino acids)
Molecular function (GO): zinc ion binding
Source: RefSeq, a predicted model, not a curated record